This is a messenger RNA of Nannospalax galili (Upper Galilee mountains blind mole rat), 1587 nucleotides long. RefSeq names its product hydrogen voltage gated channel 1 (gene Hvcn1). NCBI's taxonomy places the organism in Eukaryota, Metazoa, Chordata, Mammalia, Rodentia, Spalacidae. The transcript has 8 exons. Gene Ontology annotation, biological process: proton transmembrane transport. Gene Ontology annotation, molecular function: voltage-gated proton channel activity. The coding region runs from base 196 to 1005 and encodes 269 amino acids. Gene Ontology annotation, cellular component: plasma membrane. The record is from RefSeq and is a predicted model, not a curated record.
AGCUGGGACCAGCCUCUGAGGAUAGAGGUGCAGAGAGCGAGCCUGGGCACAGCAAAGGGGAAGCGACCAGAACUCCGAGCAGACCCUGGUAAAACUAACCUGUGAGAACAAAUUGUGAAGUGCAAGCUUGGUCACAAAAGGCUGCGGGUUUGACUAGCGUUCUCUCUCUAGUUGUCUGAAUCCUGAGACUGAAGAAUGGCCUCCCAUGAUGAAAAGGCUGUCACCCGAAGAGGCAAGGUGGCUCCUGCCCAGAGGAUGAGCAGGUUCCUGAAGCACUUCACCGUGGUUGGGGACAACUACCACACCUGGAACGUCAAUUACAAGAGGUGGGAGAAUGAGGAGGACGAGGAGGAGCCGGCUCCCAUGCCAGCUGCAGGUGAGGAAGGCAACAACGGAGGCACGAAUGCUGAAGCUGGCCCCGGCCCUGCACCCAAACCGCCCCUGGACUUCAGGAAUGUGCUGAGGAAGCUUUUCAGCUCCCACAGGUUUCAGGUUGUCAUCAUCUGCCUGGUGGUCCUGGAUGCCCUCCUGGUGCUUGCUGAGCUCAUUUUAGAUCUGAAGAUCAUCCAGCCAAAGAACGACUAUGCAGGCAAGGUAUUCCACUAUAUGAGCUUCGCCAUCUUGGGCUUCUUUAUGAUGGAGAUUUUCUUCAAAAUAUUUGUCUUCCGCCUGGAGUUCUUCCACCACAAGUUUGAAAUCCUAGAUGCCAUGGUGGUGGUUGUGUCCUUUGUCCUCGACUUUGUCUUCCUGUUUAAGAAGCACCAGUUUGAAGCUCUUGGCCUGCUGAUCCUGCUGCGGCUAUGGCGGGUGAUCCGGAUCAUCAAUGGUAUCAUUAUCUCAGUGAAGACGCAUUCUGAGAGGCAGAUCUUAAGGUUAAAGCAGAUGAACAUUCAACUGGCCACCAAGAUCCAGCACCUGGAAUUCAGCUGCUCUGAGAAGGAACAAGAAAUUGAGAGACUCAACAAGCUGUUGAGACAGAAUGGACUUCUUGCAGAUGUGAAUUAGCCAUCCAGAAGUUCCAACCCAGAGAAGUUGGGCUGUAGCCAGAAAGCAACUGCAUGGUGAGAAGUCUAAUUCCUCCACCUCACCUUUGCCUCACCUUGCAUCCCAUGGACACUGAGGACAUGGGUCUUCAGCAGCUCUACUGCCUCCCUGGUCUGACUCAGAGCCACCUGUCCACUCCCUCUGCCUGCAGCAAAGGAAUCAUAGCCAUCUUUUCUCAACACUGGAUGUUCCACUCUUGGCCAAAAAUGAACAAAGGAAGCUGGACAGUUACUGGCAUGUAUAAUUUAAUUGCAUCACUUUCCCACAUAUAUGGAUCAACUCAUCUCUUCACAAGCACAUUCUGAAAAAAGCAAAGAAAAGCUGGCAUCUCGGCACUGGCCCAUUCUAGAAAACCUUUCUUUACCAGCUGGUCCACAGCUUCUCUUGCCACAUCUCCCAUGGGAGCUGUCCUGGCACCCAGGCUAUUCUUCUGCACCAUCCAGCUGCACCAUCAGCUUCUGGGUGGCUCCCUCUUGCUCUGUCCCCGACAGCAUUUCUCCCAAUUACUGUACAAUUAAUGUAUAAAAUAAGUGCUCUCCUUCC